This is a messenger RNA of Perkinsus marinus ATCC 50983, 1056 nucleotides long. RefSeq lists its product as hypothetical. The record is from RefSeq and is a predicted model, not a curated record. NCBI's taxonomy places the organism in Eukaryota, Perkinsozoa, Perkinsida, Perkinsidae. The coding region runs from base 1 to 1056 and encodes 351 amino acids. The transcript has 9 exons.
AUGGGAGAGUACAAGAGAACGUCUUCAAAGGGCCUAGUUUCCCCAAGAGCUCCUAAGAGGCCGAGGUCGGGUACGGAAACAUUGGACGAUGCAUCAUCUGAUGAUGGGGGUCUCGAUGGCCUUAUGGGCCUAGCAUUUGAUGACGACCUCACAGCUGGCCUGGAGGCUGUUGUAGAGGAGUCACCGUGUGAGGAGGAUUUUAGUAAUUCAGUUGAAGACACAAUAGUACCCCAAGUUAUGUGGGUGUCCCCACCGUUGCUCGAUCGUUAUACCCUCUGUGUCGUGCAAGAUGGAGGAGCUGAGCUCACCGUGCCCAUGACUUGGUACCGUCAACGCGACUCUGGAGAUGCUUCAGUUUGUUCCAAAGAGCAGCAGUUAAGGGCUGUAACCUCAGCAGCAACAGCAGCGGCUAAGCGAUCAACUCACCCGAUGCCAGUAGCGAGCAGUGAGAAGGAGAAGUCGCAUCAAAUGAGGAGGGAGUGGGACAAGCAAGUGAAUAAGCUGGGCAAACAGCUGAUGAUCGCUAUGGGGUAUAGGGGACUUGAUAAAGACAAUCGUCUUAGUGAAUGGUGUGCUUGGCUCGGUGUUAAGCUAACCUACAUAGGCUUAUCGAAUAACAGCUAUUCCAAGCUGCCGGGAGUGGUCCCAACUGGUGCAGUAGGGGACAUUGAUCUGUGUGGUAAUGGUCUGGAAGACGACCACUUGCAUGUCCUGGCAUCCACAUUGAAGCCUUUCCAUAGGCUCAGGGUCAAGGCGUUGCAUCUGGAUGGGAAUAAGUUGACGGGCGGCCAGGUACUAGCCGUUAAGAAGGCCGGUGUUGACCAUGGUAUUUGUUUUAGAACUUGCUGCACUUUAUCACCAAUGCGAUCCGCGAUGUGCCGAGUCUACGGCGAGCAUUGUGAUGUCCAUCUUGAAUGCCUUGGCUCUCAGCAUCCUAUAGAGGAUAUCAAAUAUCAUGAGAAUGUCGCAAACCCUGUUAAUGAAGAAAUAGGGACUGUGAUUGACAUGACUCCAACUGAGGUCGCUGAUGUUGUUGAUUUGGAAGAUGACGAUUGA